Molecule: messenger RNA, 1017 nt
Organism: Rhodofomes roseus
Lineage: Eukaryota; Fungi; Basidiomycota; Agaricomycetes; Polyporales; Fomitopsidaceae
Exons: 4
Coding region: 1-1017 (338 amino acids)
Cellular component (GO): intracellular anatomical structure
Molecular function (GO): FMN binding; NADP binding; NADPH dehydrogenase activity
Source: RefSeq, a predicted model, not a curated record
AUGUCCCAGACUUCCGCCAAUAACGGUUCGCUGACACCGCACUUCGUAACCGGAGGUGCACUCAUCUACGGGCCGGGCAUCGCAUUUCUUGAGGACACCGCUGUCCUACCCGAAGGUCGCCUCCGCCCAAACGACACCGGCCUCCGGGACGACGCCCACAUCUCGCCACUUCGUGCACUCGUCGAGUUCGCGCAUUCGCAGAACCAGAAAAUCGGUAUCCAACUCGGGCAUGCCGGGCGGAAGGGCUCCGUCGUCCCCAUCUGGCUCGGCAUGCACGUCGCCACGGAGGCCGCGGGUGGUGAUGCGCCCGACUGGCCCGUUCCCCGCGAACUCGAUGUCGCGGGCAUCGCGCAUGCCGCGAAGGGCUUCGCGGACGCCGCAGCUCGUGCUGUGAAGGCGGGCGUGGACACUAUGCAGAUACAUGGUGGUCAUGGCUUCUUGCCGCACCAGUUUCUCAGCUCGAUCCCGAACAAGCGCACCGAUCGGUACGGCGGGAGCUUCGAGAACCGCAUGCGGUUCACUCUGGAGGUUGUUGACGCUGUGCGUGCUGUCAUACCAGAAGAAAUGCCGUUGUUCUUCCGACUGAGCGCCACCGACUGGCUCGAAGAAGCUUUCCCUGACGAGCCGUCCUGGCGCCUUGAAGACGCUGUUGAUCUUGCCAAGCUUCUAGCGGAGCACGGCGUAGACUUCAUCGACGUUACAUCGGGUGGAUUGCAUCUUGCGCAGAAGAUCGGCGUGAAUAUCACCAAACCGGCGUACCAGGCGGACCUAGCCGUCGCCGUGAAGAAAGCGGUUGGAGACAAAGUGCUCGUCGGCACUAUCGGAACCAUCAGCACGGGUCACGUCGCGCAGCACGUCCUAGACGACCUGAAUCUCGACGCGGUCUUCGUCGCCAGACAAUUCCUUAAGGACCAUCAGACCGUCUGGACGUUCGCCGAGCAACUGGGCGUCGAAAUCCAGUUGCCUGUCCAGUUCAAUUGGGUCUUCAAAGGACGGCCUGGUACCCAGAAGAAGUAG